This is a messenger RNA of Exophiala aquamarina CBS 119918, 918 nucleotides long. RefSeq names its product phosphate system cyclin PHO80. The coding region runs from base 1 to 918 and encodes 305 amino acids. Gene Ontology annotation, biological process: regulation of cyclin-dependent protein serine/threonine kinase activity. Gene Ontology annotation, molecular function: cyclin-dependent protein serine/threonine kinase regulator activity; protein kinase binding. NCBI's taxonomy places the organism in Eukaryota, Fungi, Ascomycota, Eurotiomycetes, Chaetothyriales, Herpotrichiellaceae. The record is from RefSeq and is a predicted model, not a curated record. The transcript has a single exon. Gene Ontology annotation, cellular component: nucleus; cyclin-dependent protein kinase holoenzyme complex.
AUGGUCGACGCGGCCACCCAAUACUCGCCUCCUCAACCUCGACAGCCCACUCCCACUUCCACCCGCGCCGCCUCCACGACUACGACUACCACUCAAACCACAGCAACCUCUCAAACGCCCACUUCUACCAUCGCUGGUCUGCAGCUGUCCGAGGGUGACGAUUCCUCACUCGAUACCUCCACUCCAGCCUUGUCACCCGCUCCGCCACCACCUGACAACCUUGCUGCGCCAAAACCUCUACUGAAAUCAGACGUGGCUGUACCGCAAUCUCAAUCCAAGAGGCACGCUGUCGAUCCAGCCUCCGCCACCCCUCUCACUGUCAACGGCAACCAUCAGCACCAAGAGUCAGAUGAUCACCAUUAUUCUCCCAUCAAAAAGCCCCGCCCAGAUGCCCCCCCCGUUCGCAAGAUGCCUCUCUUGUAUGAGGAUUGCAACACUCGCGAUCUAGUUGUCCUAAUCUCCUCCAUGCUUAUGGAGCUUAUACGCUAUAAUGAUGCCAUCCCUCUGCGAGAAGGGCAUCUAACUCGCUUCCACUCACGGGCGCCACCAGGCAUCUCGGUUCUCGACUAUUUACAGCGCCUGACCACUCAUGCCACCCUAUCUCCACCUAUUCUUUUGAGUAUGGUCUAUUACAUCGAUCGUCUCUGUACCCUUUACCCGGCCUUCACCAUCACAAGCUUGACGGUCCAUCGCUUCCUAAUAACAAGUGCCACAGUUGCCAGCAAAGGCUUGAGUGAUUCCUUCUGGACCAACAAGACUUAUGCAAGAGUCGGAGGUGUCAGUAUGAAGGAAUUGGCCCUUUUGGAACUCGAAUUUCUUACCAAGAUGGAGUGGCGCAUUGUUCCUAAGCCAGAGGUCUUGUGUGACUACUAUAAAUCUCUUAUAGGGAGGAAUUCUCAAUACGAGCUCGAGAUGUGA